AUGGCCCUUCUGAAGCAAGUGAAGGGACAUACAGGAUAUUAUGGCUGUGAUUAUUGUACACAAGAGGGUGUGCACAUUGGCGCACGUAUGACUUUUUCCUCGUUGACAGCUCCCUUGCAUCGUGACUAUGAUUUCCGGACCAGAAAGCAAGAGGAGCACCAUAUAGGUCCAAGUCCGAUGGAGGAGUUAAAUUUUCCCAUGACUGACGGUCUCCCACCAGAUUACAUGCGUAGUGUGUGUCUUGGUUUAGUUCGGAAAUUUCUCAUCUUACUUAGAGCUAUGCCAAUUGGACACGAGGCCAGGCUUUCUUUGGAGUCCUGGAAUCUGCUGAAUGAUAACAUUAAGCAACAGAGUUUGGCUCUGAGUUUUGAUUUCCCCCGAAAAUGUAGAGGUGUCGUAGACCUGGAUCGGUGGAGGACAUCUGAGCUACGACAGUUUCUUCUGUACGUAGGACCCGUUGCGUUGUUUUAUAUCUUACAUCCUGACGUUUACGAAUGUUUCAUCCAUUUAGUGUACAACAUACACCUCUUCUCCCAUUUAUUCAAUUUCGUCAAGAUUUAUGGUUGCUUGGAUCGUUUUUCCUGUUUCCCCAAUGAAUCGGAGCUGGCGCAUUUGAAGCAUUACAUACAUGGGCCAAAACCACCGGCUGUUCGGCUUUACCGCCGACUGGCCGAGCGUGUGGGAUUGGAUGCUGUCGAAAGGAAGACAUUUUCGGGUGAUGUUGCCACUGCAGGAUUUCAUAGGUUUAUUCAUAAGGAUGUCGUUUUUUCGAAAAUCUUUCCCGACAACUGCAUUUUGCUUGAUGGUCAACAAGCUGCCACUGUAGAUUUUUCUGGAGAUACUAUUGAGUACCAGAAAUUCAAAACUGUUCUUCCGUUUUGCACUCACGUACUGAUAUCGACAGACGUUUUAGUUUUUCAAUGCUCCGACUUGCAACACACUCGACUGUUUGCAUCAGUCGACCAAAUAUCUUGUAAAUGCUUAAGUUUUUCCUGCAGAGACACUCAAACUUUUCCGGAUGCACUGAGUGCUCGGCAGGAAGCCCUUGACUCAGGGCAUACCUCCUCUGCGGAGCAAAACGAUGAACGGCUGGUACGUCAAUUCAGGCGAAAACAGUAUGUUUACCAAUCGUAUUACAAUGGUUGCAGUACAAAGAAACGGCUGCUGUCUGAUUUUACAGGCGGGUCGGAUCGUGAUUCCAGUGGUGACACCACUUUGUUUGCGAACAUAGUCAUAAGCCCACCAACUCCAAAAAGAUUGUAG
Molecule: messenger RNA, 1263 nt
Organism: Opisthorchis viverrini
Lineage: Eukaryota; Metazoa; Platyhelminthes; Trematoda; Opisthorchiida; Opisthorchiidae
Exons: 4
Coding region: 1-1263 (420 amino acids)
Source: RefSeq, a predicted model, not a curated record